Cynara cardunculus var. scolymus (artichoke) is the source of this 711-nucleotide messenger RNA. Its product is annotated as transcription factor MYB74-like. Lineage: Eukaryota; Viridiplantae; Streptophyta; Magnoliopsida; Asterales; Asteraceae. The record is from RefSeq and is a predicted model, not a curated record. The transcript has 3 exons. The coding region runs from base 1 to 711 and encodes 236 amino acids.
AUGAGACAUCCAAGUUAUGAUUUGCAGUCAGGUUUGAGAAAAGGUUCAUGGAGUGUAGAAGAAGAUCGGAAGUUGGUAAAUUAUAUAAAUAAUUAUGGUAUCUCGAACUGGUGUAAGAUGUCAAUAUAUGCUGGUCUUGCGAGAACCGGAAAAAGUUGCAGGUUAAGAUGGAUGAAUUAUUUAGAUCCAAUCAUAAAACGAGGGAACUUCACCAACGAGGAAGAAAAAAUAAUACUUCAUUAUCAUUCAGUUCUUGGAAACAAAUGGUCUAUGAUUGCAAGAGAAGUGCCAGGAAGAUCAGAUAAUGAAAUCAAAAACUACUGGCACACCCAUCUCAAGAAACGCAGUAUCACUCAAGGUCAUCCGGUUCCAAUAACAAAACCUAAGGAAAUGACAAAAUCAAGUGAUGUGGACAAUGUUGAAAGUUUUGUUAAAAGUUUAGUUCUUAAUUCUGCUGAUCAUUUCUUCGCGAGAACAUUCUCAGAUAAAAGUUCUACAUCUGAUCAUGAACAACAAAAAGUCGAGUUUGAAGAAACUAGUUAUUAUGAUAUUAGUUCACCCGGAACAAUUCAAGAUUUCAAAAGUUUCCGACAACAACUUUAUUUUGCUAGUAAUACUGAUCAGGAUUCGGAGCUACAAAAUCCUCUUCAAGAUCCAACUUCUGAUCAUGAGUUCUUCGUUGAUGAUUCAUACAACUUGCAAGAUAUCUAA